This is a messenger RNA of Labrus mixtus (cuckoo wrasse), 2093 nucleotides long. It is a transcript of the gene nt5c1aa, whose product is annotated as 5'-nucleotidase, cytosolic IAa. The coding region runs from base 482 to 1636 and encodes 384 amino acids. Gene Ontology annotation, molecular function: nucleotide binding; magnesium ion binding; 5'-nucleotidase activity. Gene Ontology annotation, biological process: nucleotide metabolic process; adenosine metabolic process. Lineage: Eukaryota; Metazoa; Chordata; Actinopteri; Labriformes; Labridae. Gene Ontology annotation, cellular component: cytoplasm; cytosol. The record is from RefSeq and is a predicted model, not a curated record. The transcript is spliced from 7 exons.
AGAGAGAGGGGCAAAGGGACUGCAGCAGAUGGACUGCUGUACAGCCUGCAACACACUUGCAAAGGACAGACUGUAUAUCACCGUGUGUGUGUGUAAGCAUGCACAACAGACGCUGUGUGUAGGAGAAAGGUUGUGAGUUUGUAGGCAGCCCAUGUCCUCUGGAAUUGGAUGCAGUGAGCAAUAAUCCUCUUGAGAUAAAACGGAUACAGACAAGUGAGCAGGGGACGGAAGAGGGAGCACUUUUGCUCUUCACACUUGGCCUGCUUUCACAGGCAGGUGCAUGCCCAGCAAUCUACUGUAGUACUGUUAUCAAUGCACUUGCCAGGAGUAUCUUGAUAAAUGCUACGGACUGCAGCAGGACAUUCUUUUGCUGUCAUUUGGAUGAGGAAGAGAAUUGUGUCUUUAUCAGAGGUAGAGAAGCGAGGGGCGGUUUGAGGCACACUUUUGGAAAAACAGAGAAGGUGGAUUCUCUGUGGUGAAGAUGAGUCUCGACCCGGUACAGGUGAUGAGCGGACAUGCCAAGGAACUCAAAGUUGUCCCUUCAUCCAAUGGGGACAGCAAAGGAUCAUGGGAAGAGAAAGAGGAGUUUGAUCAAGACAACUUGGGCCUCACCACCAAGCCAAUACCAGUGACAGGGAGACGAGCCCGGAAGGUGGAGGGAGGUGUUUUCUUCCCAAAACCAGAGAAUGCGGUGACCAUCGCUGUUUCUACUCGGGUUUUGUUUCGGACCGAUCGGGAGCAGAAGGUGUUUGAGCAGAAAGGAGUCGAGGAGUAUCUGAGAUACCAGAUCGAGCAUGAGAACGAACCCUUCGCCCCAGGGCCCGCGUUCCCCCUUGUCAAGGCUCUGGAGGCGGUGAACGCUCGUCUGCGGGAGCUGUACCCACAAAGUGAAGAACUGUUUGACAUCGUUUUGGUGACGUACAAUCAUGCACACGUAGGAAUCCGGCUCAUCAACACCAUCAACCAUCACAACUUGUUCAUUGAGAGGUUUUGUAUGACCGGGGGCAGCAGUCCCAUUGGCUACCUGAAGGCCUGGCACACUAACCUCUACCUCUCUGCUGACUCUGAGAAGGUCAGGGAGGCGCUUGCUGAAGGCAUCGCAGCAGCUACCAUGUUCUUGCCAGAAAAGCAGUCAGAGGUGUCACAGUCGCAGCUGAGGGUAGCAUUUGAUGGUGAUGCCGUCCUCUUUUCUGAUGAAUCUGAGCGCAUCUUUAAGGCCCAUGGGCUGGACAAGUUCUUUGAACAUGAGAGGGACAAUGAAGACACACUGCUUGAUCAUGGUCCACUUAAGGGCUUCCUGGAGGCACUGGGGAAGCUCCAGAAAAAGUUUUAUGCAAAAGGCCAGCGCCUAGACUGUCCCAUCCGAACGUACUUGGUCACAGCUCGUAGCGCAGCCAGCUCUGGGAUCCGGGCACUGAAGACACUCAGGGCCUGGGGCUUGGAGAUUGAUGAAGCCUUGUUUCUCGCUGGAGCACCAAAGGGCCCCAUGCUGGAGAAGAUAAGGCCCCACAUUUACUUUGAUGAUCAGAUGUUUCAUGUGGAAGGAGCAGCUGAGAUGGGAACCAUUGCUGCCCAUGUGCCCUAUGGCAUUGCCCAGAAACAUCAUGCAAAACAAAACACCAGUGCUGGCAAGUAGACAUGGGGACUUUAGAUGCUGUUGGCCCAGUGUGAGAGGAACUAUGGGACGGAGAAACAUUUAAGAGAAGAGCAAAGAGAGGUUUCAGAGAGCUUGAAAGGCUGAAACUGAUGUGAAAUACGUCACUACUGCAUUGUAGCAAAUGUUUUUUGUAAGUAUUUAUCAAAAUGCAGACUGUCUAAGCUUAAUGUUGACAUGUUAGGAGUUGGUCAAGUAGAGGUCUGGAACCUGAGAUGACCUGGAUGCAAAGUAUCCCAGCUUUACUCUUCAUAGGUUCAUUCAACUAAAUAAAAAAGUGUUUUAUCAAAUAUAGCUUUAUACAGACAUUGUGAAGGAUUCUGUCAUUACUAAUUGUCCUGAUAAUGGAGAGACCUCCAUUACCACCAUCAGAAGCAUCAAAAGAAAGUAGAGAUAUUAUAGGUCAAAAAUGAUUGUGAAAUAAUGGAGCACAAGUCAU